GGUCAAAAAAAUUCAAGCAAAUUACAAAAGUGGCAGGAGGUCUGACUCUUGGAAAUAAUGUACUAAAUAAAGGGUCUGCAAUAAUAGUAACAGACAGAGCAGAAGAGAAGAGAAGAGAUGGCGGUGCCCACAGAAAUAAUGGUUGACAGACAAGAGCCUCUUGCCAUCUCCCUUCUCCGCCAUUGGGAGCUGAAUAUAGAAAAAGCUGGCUAUCUAUCCGCACUUUCCUUUUCCUGAAUCUCUGAAACUGUGGCUUUCCGCGAUUGAACAUCCCAACUGCUGAAUCUUUCAUCCAUCCAUCUCAAAACGCUACCUGCUGUGAUCGAUCUCCUUAUAGUAAUCAAUCCACAGCUCGGAAGCAGAUAGUACGUCCAAACAAACUCCAUAUAUAUAUAUGUGGAUCUUCAGCUCCAUUUCAGUUCUCAUUAAAUGCGCUCGCAAGUCUCCAACUGGAUUCCUGUGUACAUGCAUGUGCUUUCUCGGACUUGGCUAUACUUGACUGAUGGAUACACGAUGGAUGAUAUGGUAAUUAUUAGGAAACCUUUACGUAGCUGAAUUGGUGUUCUUCGAGCAAUUGAUUUCCCUGUUGAAGUUAUAGUACUGUAGAACUUCUCUAUUGGAUGGAGAUAUACUGGUGCAAGUGUAAUAUUCUAAUCGAUUUACUCAGAAUACGGUGAACGUUAAUUUUACUGUCACAUAUAGGUAAUAACUAAUUAAGUUCUUCGAUAGGUGCCAUCUUGAAAAAAAUAUAUGUCUAGGUUUAAUAUUCUUGGAUAAAAUCAUUGUCUACUAAACUGAUCGACCAGCCAACAGAGAGCUUAGGUGCUAGCUAGCUAGCUAGCUAUGUCUAGGUGCACAAACAUAACUAAUUACGCACCCAUCCGAUCCAAACUCAUCCUUGGCUUUGAUUGAUUGCCCCCAUUUCAUUUUAUGUGGGAUUUCCAAGUACAAGGGAAAAAAAACAGAAUUUUCGUUUAACACAAAACUUAUCAUAAUUAUCCGGGUUAAUAUAUUUCUCUGGUCCGAACUUUCCACAAAUUUAACAUCCUGGCCAAUCCUUUGAGUAAUUAAUAUCGUGGCCUGAACUUAUCAUAUACUUUACUAAUUUAGCCAAUUCCGACCUUUGACCGUUAGUUAUGACGGUCAAGCCCGUUGACUAACGGUCAACCCGCCACGUCAUCGCCAACUAAGCAUCUUUUAACCUAAAAUAAUCUGAUUUUCCACAUAAUCCCAUUUAACUUUUCGUUUUAAACAAAAUUAAAAAAAAAACCCUCUCUCUUAAAUCGCAGAACAAUUGCCCCACCCCCAAAUUCGAAUACCCUAAUUCCCUUUCCCUCUACUCUCCAGUUCAUCCCCGACAUCUAGCAUCGCCGUGGAAAUAGCAGCGGCGGCCGGUUCCUAUGCGUCGUCGCCGACCCGUCUCUUUCGCCGCCGUGCCAUCUCUGUUGCCGCCGUACCAUCUCUGAACCCCAAGACGUUGAAGCAUGUCGAGGAAAAGCGGUAAAAUCGCCGGCGAGGUUUCCACAUCUUCCGGAUCGACUAACACAACCACGAUCUGGUUGCUGUGGUCCCUUGCUUGUGUGGCCCCGUCGUCGUCGCUUUCUCCCACCCGCUCUCAAGCGACAGAAACAAGAACUGGGGGCGACAGCGACAACUCGAAAUCUUCAAAUGGGUUCGGGGAGUGGAAGGGAAUUGAAUCGGAGUUUGAGGAGGGAACGGAAUUGACUGCGGCGGCGACUUUACAGGACCGGCCGCCGCUGCGACUUCAUCGAAGGAUGGAGGGAGAAUGGGUUCGUCGGAGGGGAAGGGUUUCGAAAAUAAGUGGCUGGGGUGAAAUGGUAGGGAAUAGAAAGCGUCCUGAUAAGCUUUUUUUUUUUAAUUUUGGUUAAAUGAAAAGUUAAAUGGGAUUAUGUGGAAAAUCAGAUUAUUUUAGGUUAAAAGAUGCUUAGUUGGCGAUGAUGUGGCGGGUUGACCGUUAGUCAACGGGCUUGACCGUCAGAACUAACGGUCAACGGUCGGAAUUGGCUAAAUUAGUAAAGUAUAUGAUAAGUUCAGGCCACGAUAUUAAUUACUAAAAGGAUUGGCCAGGAUGUUAAAUUUGUGGAAAGUUCGGGCCAGAGAAAUAUAUUAACCCUAAUUAUCCUAGCAAAGAAAAGUCAAUUUAUGGUUCAUGAAUUUGAAAAUAUAUCAACUAAUUUUCUCUCCGUUUUAAGGUGUCACUCUGGGACCAUGGAGUCAUAAUUCAUCAUAACACUCUAUGGCGUUUAAUUCAAUUGAUCGGUGUUGGAAUUCUAUCGACAGAUUUUGUGGAUAUGAUCGAUCUGUAUUAGUUAAUAUAAUGUAUUUGUUUUCUCCAAUUUAUCAAGGUCGACUUGAUCUUUCGUAAGCCAAUCUAGUUUAAGAUGUCUACAUCAACAACAAUUCAAAGCCAUGUACAAUGACAUAUGGAGGUUGAUCGAAGCACCACACAACCGACCAUUUCGUUGAAUAGGGUGACGUCUUGGCCUUGGGUUGCAUAUCAACUGAUUUUGAGAUUUGAUGUUUAUGUAAGGAAGUGGUUAAGCACCAUACACGGGCCUGUAUAAGAUCCAACAUAACCCUUCUCCCAACAACUCGAGUUAUUGGGACCAACUGGUUUAUGACAUGGUAUCAGAGCUGGUUUGUACUUGAGGUCACGUGUUCAAGUCCUCACGAUCCCCAAUAUUGACCGUUGUCUUUCAAGCACAUGGUAUGGCGGGCCUGUGCAAACUUCAAGUCCAUGAGUUGGCUUUCGUUUGAGGGGGCGUGUAAGGAAGUGGUUAAGCACUAUACACGGGCCUGUAUAAGAUCCAACAUAACCCUUCUCCCAACAACUCGAGUUAUUGGGACUAACUGGUAACUCGAGUUAUUGGGACCAACUGGUUUAUGACAGUUUACACCAAUGUUUUUUUGUUAUAUCGGUCGAUCGCAUAGCUGCUGCUAUAUAGGUCGACGUCCACUUUCGAGAAAACAUGUCCAUGCAUCCAACAACAGUAAGUUAUUUAUAGUACGUAGUUUCAGUUGAUAUUAAUACUAGUUAAAUUAUUCUUCUGUCCUUGUUUAGUUAAACAUUUCUAAUAUUGGAAUCUUGAUUCAACACUGAAAAGUUCGUGGCAAAUUGAUAGAUUAUUUUAAAAGAGCGUUCAACCACUAUUUCUGUUUAACCAUGAUUCUAAUAAUAUUAUUGAUCAACACAACGGAUUAACUCGCUAAACUCCAAAUCAUUAUUAUACCUUAAAUUUUAACAAAAUUACCAUAGUGUUCGCCUAAAAAAGUACUGUAGCGCUAGUAAUUAGGAACGACGGACGCGAAAAGUAAAAAAUCAAUCAGGUUUGACAAAGCUUUAACCACCGCCUGCCGCCUCGCCUCGUCUCAGCUCCAUCCAUGGGCAACGCAUGCAAUAAGAGUAUUAGCAUAAUUAAUGACACAUCGUGAUGUCAUAAAUCCUUGCCGAAUUGAUAAACCGACAAAGAUGCUAAAUAAAAUAUGUUUCUGGUGGCAUAAUACGACUUGGACACAUAUGUAAUCAUUGUUGUUUAACGGUGGAUGAGUGGUAAUCGUAAGAAAAACUAAAUCCCUACUGAUUAUGGUCAUCAUCAUCUACCAAAAUUAUAACAGAAUUUUCCUUGCAAAAAUUAUUCAUCCGACAGAUAUAUGGUGGCAGCUGGUCUUGACUAGUAAUACGCAGUACAUGAAUUGAAUGAACCUGGGGAAAGAAAGAUUACCCCAUGAACUCAGUCUGCGCGUAUGUGGAUGAUUUUAUUUUGUGGAUGCAUAAUGAUGGAGGCAUGAGAAAUUAAGGAAAAAAGUGGUAUUUGAGAUAGUGGGUAUGGUAAUUAACUUGACACCCAUUUAAUAACGACCUUUCUUUUUGACCUUUUGGGUAGGUUUAUAUGGUAAGUAACACUAGUAUUGGGUAGCCCUGAAAAAAAAAACUAGUGGUUUAUGUGUUAGUAAAUUAUAUAAAGAUUUAUUAUUAAAUUUCUCUAAAUAACUCUAGUUAUUUGGACUAACUCAUUUUUUACAUGGUAUCAGGAUCUUCUAUGAUUUAGUGGUCUUGUGUUCGAACCCCGCGAAUCUUAUUUGUUAAUCACGUGAUAUUCGAACACGUGAAAACUUCAGGUCCGACUCGAGUUAAUGGGACCAACUGAUUCUUGACAUAAAAAACACGAGGUAUUAAUAUUCUCCAUCUUAAAUGGUCACAAUACCUCGCAAUACUUCGACCGACUCUAUUGGUCAAAAUGUGAAAUUAAUUCUUGACAUGGUGUUAGAAUUUUGAGCUGAGAGUUCACGGGUUUGAAACUCACUACUUUUAGUAUUAAGAGUUUGAUUAUUUUAAGCACAAGAUAGGACAUUCUUGAGUAGAAUAAUAAAUUAAAUAACGAUAAGAAAAGAAAAGACUCAUAAGAAUAGGGUAGUAAAGCCAUUUUCCAACUUUUCCUUCAUUGGCCCCUGCUGCAGCUGCUGCUUGCCGACGGUGGUCUUCCGCUUCAUCAAUUGGAUCUAACGGUAGAGCACUAACAUCGACCAUUAUCAAAAUUUCAAAACCCUAAUCGGGAGCAAAGAAAGAAAGAAAGGUUAGUGAUGAUCCCUUCCCUACCUACAACCACAUCAACAUUCAUUCAUUCAUUCAUAAUAUAUUAAUUAACAACCUCUUUCUGUUAUGACGUCUUUGUGCGUGUCAAUUCCGAAUCAUGGCGAUGAAGGGAAGGGAGGAGGGGAUUUAUGUAAUCUCUUUCCCUAAAUUCCAUGCUUAAUCAUCAUCACGAUCGAGUACUAAUACUACUAUUCCUCCCUCCCUCCAACAAUUGACGGGGCAACCACCUCCUCUUACUUUCACCCUCACCACUCAAACCUUGUUCAACAUCGCAAUUAAUCAAGGGCUUCUAACUUUGUGUUGCUACUUGGGUGAAUUUCAUCAUACUAAUUUCAUAUAAAUUGGAUAUCUUUUUAAGUGGGUGCAAGCCAAAAGAUGUAGUGGCAUUGAAACGCCAUGUCGUGAAUCGAUCCGAUCCUCAAUAUCUCGCCAUAAACAAUAUAUAUGUCAAAUCUUCAUCGCGUGUGACAGUCGAUAUGUAAUUUCAGUCAUGUAAUCGACUAUGAUGAGCCGAACUAUGAGUGAAAUAGCUUACUAUCCCACAAGCUGCAGUGAGUCGAUCUCCCUUUGAUAAACAAUGACCCUUGAUAAAAAUAACAAUAAUGAUAAUGGCCCUUUUUUCUAAAACCUCAUAAUCAUUGAAAAUGUACACUUUUUAUAAGUAAUUGAAAUGUGAUUUCAAACAGAAAAUGGUCCGGAAUUGAUACUCGGAUUAGGAAACCAAAAAUCUUAUUUCUGAGUAAGAGAAUAUUUUGAUAAGCUCUUGCAAAAAAAAAAAAGGUUUGUAUGCAAUUGAUUAGUCCUAGCAUUUUGUUUUUUUUGUUAACUUUUUCAGUGGGGAGAGGAUAUUCUGCGAACCUAUACUAUAUAUGUGAGUAUAAGUGGUGUUUCAGAGUACGUUGAUUGAUUUGUCGUUUUGCAAACUGGAAGUUUAAUGAGUGCUUUACGACGGCAAAUUGGUGAGAUGGGAAGUCAGACCACUACGGGCCUCAUCGUCUCCAAAUUGAAUGAAUAUACUCGACUAAAAUUGAAACUAGAUGUGUUUUCCCCGGAAUACAAAUUAUUUUUAUUGCAAAUAAUCAAAUUUUAUUUAAAGUAUAAUAAAUUAAUUUAAUAGCAAUCAAAUGAUAAAAAUUGAAGUUUAUUAUCGUCGUGAAAUAUUUUAUACUGCCUCAAAAUGUUGAGUUCCUUCUCGUACAUAAGCAUACAUAGCUAUUUAUUAACUAGCUUAUACCCGUCCGUUGGUCGGAAUAUUUUGAGAUAUCUAUUUCGAUGAUAUAUCUUGAUUAGGGGUGUCCAUUCGGGUUCGAUUUUCGGGUUUACCCGAAACCGACCCGAUUAUAUAUAUUUUUGGUUUUUCGGGUUCAGGUUCGUUUCGGGUUUCGGGUUUUUCAGUUUCGGGUUCAGUUUUACUUAUCGAUUUUUCGGGUUCCGGCUAAAAACCUCCAAUGAAUAGAACUCAACUCGUAUUCUUAGGCGUUCGGAUUUUCGGGUUUCGGUUUUGCUUUAACCGAACCCGAUAAGGAAUUUUGGGGUUUCGGGUAACCGGAACCCGCAAGUCCUUAUCGGUUUUGGAUUCAGUUUUAGUGAUUUUUGGUUUCGGGUUUUUGGUUUUUUCGGGUUUCGGUUCGGGUAACCGAACCCGACCCGAACUGACACCCCUAAUCUUGAUAAAUAGUUAAAUAGAUUUUGUUUGGAACUAAUAGUUGACUUUUUAUAAUCGAGAUUGAUAUUAUUAAAACAUGAUAAAUAAAACUCAAUUCUUAGUAUUAAAGCAUUCAUAUGAAUUAAUAUAUUGAGAGUUUAAUUUGUAUACCUUGAACCUUAUUGAUGAAUGGUGUUCUCACUUAUCAUAAUCAAUUCCUUGAUGAAAAUUUUUAUACUUGAUUGGGAUUUUUUUUCUCAAUUAAUAGGUUUGUACAUGAUUCCCUUUGGAGUUUGGACAAAUAACAUGAAGAGUGAAUACUUUGAAGUCAGGACAUAUAGACUGGAAAUAAGAACAAUGUAAACACCAUAUAGCAAGGAAGACAGAAGCUCUGGGGAGCUGUCAAUUACUAUUUUUGAAGAAUAGCUUAGAUAGAAGGAAAAAGGUUUGCUCUGCUAAAUCCACAAAUCCCCUCAAAUGAUACCAAGGUGAGAAAAACAAUUCCAAUGAAUGAAAGCAUGGAAGAAAACUAACUGAACUCGAAUGAAUUUAUUUGGCUAAA
Linum trigynum is the source of this 6822-nucleotide messenger RNA. NCBI's taxonomy places the organism in Eukaryota, Viridiplantae, Streptophyta, Magnoliopsida, Malpighiales, Linaceae. The record is from the annotation of a GenBank genome assembly.